Molecule: messenger RNA, 1080 nt
Organism: Ascoidea rubescens DSM 1968
Lineage: Eukaryota; Fungi; Ascomycota; Saccharomycetes; Ascoideales; Ascoideaceae
Product: zinc-dependent alcohol dehydrogenase family protein
Exons: 1
Coding region: 1-1080 (359 amino acids)
Molecular function (GO): oxidoreductase activity; zinc ion binding
Source: RefSeq, a predicted model, not a curated record
AUGAUGAAAGCUUUGGUUUAUGGCGGCCCAGGCCUCAAAGCCUGGAAAUCGGUCCCAAUCCCCACAAUUUUGAAAGCAACUGAUGCUAUUGUUAAAAUAACCUCAACUACUAUUUGCGGUACUGAUUUACAUAUCUUGAAGGGUGAUGUCCCUGAAGUAACACCUGGUAGAAUCUUGGGUCAUGAAGCAAUUGGUAUUGUCGAGAAAAUUGGUCAAAAUAUUCAAAAUUUCAAAAACGGUCAAAGAGUUAUCGUAUCCUGUAUAACCUCCUGUGGUACUUGUAACUAUUGUAAAAAAAACAUCCAAGCUCACUGCAACGAUGGUGGAUGGGUUCUCGGUAACCUAAUCGAUGGUACUCAAGCUGAAUAUGUCAGAAUUCCCCAUGCUGACUAUUCCCUAAUAAACGCCCCAAAGAACUUAUCCGAUGAUCAAUUAUUAAUGUUAAGUGAUGCUCUACCUACUGGUAAUGAGGUUGGCGCCAUUAGUGCUAAAAUUCAAAAAGACGAUAUUGUUGCCAUCAUCGGUUGUGGUCCAAUUGGUAUGGCUACUCUUUUGGCUGCCAAAGUUUACAACCCUCUUGCAAUUAUAAUGAUCGAUAUGGAUGAUGCUCGUUUAGAUCUAGCCAAAUCCUCCUUUGGUGCAACCCACUCAAUCAACCCUUCAAAGAUCUCCGGUUCUUUACUUGAUGAAAUCAACAAAAUUACUGCUGAAUUUGCUGAUAAGAGAAAAGGCAUCAAGCCAGGUGUUGAUGCUGCAAUCGAAUGUGUAGGUAUUCCCAAAACCUUUGAUAUGUGUCAAGAAAUCAUUGCUCCAGGUGGAAGAAUUGCUAACGUCGGUGUGCAUGGCUCAAAAGUUGAUUUGCAACUACAAGAUUUGUGGAUCAAAAACAUCAACAUUUCAACUGGCUUAGUAUCUGCUUACUCAACUACUCAAUUGCUAGACGCUAUUCAAAACAGCCAAAUUGACCCAAGGAAACUAAUCACUCACAGAUUCAAACUAGAUGAAAUUGAAACUGCUUACAGUAAAUUCGGAAAUGCUGCUGAAGAAAAGUGCAUGAAAACUAUUUUAAGUGUUGACUAG